Molecule: messenger RNA, 1230 nt
Organism: Mesorhabditis spiculigera
Lineage: Eukaryota; Metazoa; Nematoda; Chromadorea; Rhabditida; Rhabditidae
Source: the annotation of a GenBank genome assembly
AUGCCGAAAAUCUCUGGUGGAGAUGUCGUCGAGAUGCAGGGAGACGAGAUGACCAGGAUCAUCUGGGAUCUGAUCAAGGAGAAGCUGAUCUUCCCAUAUGUCGACCUCAACAUCCACUUCUUCGACUUGGGUAUGGAGCACCGCGAUGCCACCGACGAUCAGGUAACGAUCGACGCUGCCAACGCAACGCUCAAGUACAACGUGGCCGUCAAGUGCGCCACGAUCACCCCCGAUGAGGCUCGCGUCGAGGAAUUCAAGCUGAAGAAGAUGUGGCGCUCGCCGAACGGCACGAUCAGGAACAUCUUGGGCGGAACCGUCUUCCGUGAGCCUAUCAUUUGCAAGAACAUCCCCCGCCUGGUCACCACCUGGUCCAAGCCCAUCAUCAUUGGCCGUCACGCGCACGCCGAUCAGUACAAAGCCACCGACUUUGUCGUUCCCGGUGCCGGCAAGCUCGAGGUGCGCUUCGUCCCCAAUGGCGGCGGCGAGGAGAUUGUCCACGAGGUCUUCCAGUUCAAGGGCCCUGGUGUUUCGCUCUCCAUGUACAACACCGAUGAGUCGAUCGCCGACUUUGCUCAUGCCUCGUUCCAGUACGCCCUCCAGCGCAAAUACCCGCUCUACCUCAGCACCAAGAACACGAUCCUGAAGAAGUACGACGGGCGUUUCAAGGACAUCUUUGCCGAGAUCUACAAGAAAUAUGAGGCCGACUACAAGGCGGCCGGCAUCUGGUACGAGCACCGUCUCAUCGACGACAUGGUCGCCCAGGCCAUGAAGAGCGACGGAGGCUUCGUGUGGGCCUGCAAGAACUACGACGGGGAUGUCCAAUCCGACUCUGUGGCUCAAGGGUACGGCUCGCUGGGCCUGAUGACCUCGGUGCUGAUCUGCCCCGAUGGCAAGACCGUCGAGGCCGAGGCCGCUCACGGCACCGUCACCCGCCACUACCGUCAACACCAGAAGGGCCAGGAGACGAGCACCAACCCCAUCGCCUCAAUCUUUGCCUGGACCCGUGGAUUGGCCCACCGUGCCAAGCUCGACAACAACGCCGCCCUGGCCACCUUUGCCACCAACCUUGAAGCCGUCUGCGUCGAGACCAUCGAGGAGGGACACAUGACCAAGGAUCUGGCCAUCUGCACAAAGGACGGCCGUGCCGACCUCGUCAAGCGCACCGACUACCUGAACACGUUCGAGUUCCUGGACAAGCUGGCCGAGAACCUCUGCAAGAAGCAGAACCAC